GUAACAAAACAGACCAACAAUCCACCUGCCCAGCAAUCUUUACCGGCCCGUACGGUAUAAGUGUGCCAGUGGGAGAGUAUGGGGUCGUUCUCAUGGUCGCGAGCGGCUUCGGUAUUGCCGCACAGCUGCCGUACUUGAAGCGGCUCUUACAUGGCUAUAAUAGCCGUAGAAUUCGGACACGCAGGAUACACUUGGUGUGGAAGCUGAAAUCACCCGACUUACCGCUUGCUAUUGAACGACUGCUCAACAACGCCCUCGACGAUGACACCUUGGAUGACGGUUAUAUCCUUCAAAUAUCCGUCUAUGUUGAGCACGUGAAGCGAGAUGAUAAGAUUAGUCCUCGCGCCAAUGUCAUCAAGGGUCUGCCUCAUUGGGGUACUAUUCUACGCGAUGAGGUGGCAGGCAAGUAUAUUAAGCGGGUUCAAGAAGAAGCCAAGGUUCGUGAGGACAUGAUCGUCACUGUUUCGGCGUCGUUGGAAGUCAGGACCGACCUGCGAAGCGUCGUGCGAGGGUAUAUAGCAGAGAAGGUGGAGUUGGUGGAGUUGGAUUACCAGCCAUGUCAAUAGAGUUCAGGACGCACACAACUGAUAGUACUUGGCAGAGUUGGUGCCGGCGAUGCAUGCUGUUGAAUGAUUUCCAGCCCGGGCCAUAAAGCCAUGUAGUAGCAAUCAUGAGUACUAAUAUUAGCC
Molecule: messenger RNA, 689 nt
Organism: Purpureocillium takamizusanense
Lineage: Eukaryota; Fungi; Ascomycota; Sordariomycetes; Hypocreales; Ophiocordycipitaceae
Exons: 4
Coding region: 93-566 (157 amino acids)
Biological process (GO): iron ion transport; copper ion import; intracellular iron ion homeostasis
Cellular component (GO): plasma membrane
Molecular function (GO): ferric-chelate reductase activity
Source: RefSeq, a predicted model, not a curated record